Messenger RNA from Dicentrarchus labrax (European seabass), 2661 nucleotides. RefSeq names its product biglycan b (gene bgnb). Gene Ontology annotation, molecular function: protein binding. The transcript has 8 exons. NCBI's taxonomy places the organism in Eukaryota, Metazoa, Chordata, Actinopteri, Moronidae. Bases 270 to 1388 code for a protein of 372 amino acids. The record is from RefSeq and is a predicted model, not a curated record.
GCUCGCAGUCAUUUCCUCGGUUUGGACUGGAACGAGCACACACGGUACCCUGACACGGUUCGCAGUGGCACACGGUGGCGGAGGAGCUGCGGCUGGAUGUCAGAGGACCUCGGGGAAAUACUGCAAUAAUCCCUAAAUGUGAUGAAAAUAUAAGACAACAGUCUUCAGGAUAAUCUGACGCUCAGAGGGAGAAAAACACCCUUCAAUCUACUAUUUUUGGAAUUUGGAAUUAAUAUCUAAUUUCUGUCCAUAAGGUGUGUAAGUUAAAGAUGUUGCCACAUUGCUCCCUCCUGCUGUUUCUAUGCGUGGUCCGGCUCCUCUCCCCAUCCUCGGCCCUGCCCUUUGAGCAGAAAGGCUUCUGGGAUUUCGCCAUGGACAGCAUGGACAGCGGCGGGAUGAUGACGAUGAUGAGGGACGAGGAAGAAGGCUCAGCCGUGGAGGAGAUCCCCUCCCCUGACACACACAUGUGCCCCUUCGGCUGCCACUGUCAGCGCAGCGUCGUCCAGUGUUCUGACCUCGGUCUGACCGAGGUGCCAAAGAAUAUUCCUCGGGACACCAAGUUCCUGGACCUGCAGAACAACCGUAUCACUGAGCUCAAAGAGGAUGACUUCAAAGGCCUCACUAACUUAUAUGGUUUGUCUCUGAGGAAUAACCUUAUUUCCAAAGUCCACCCCAGAGCAUUCGUGCCUUUGAAGCACAUGCAGAAGCUCUACUUCUCCAAGAAUUUGCUGACCACUAUCCCCAAGAACUUGCCUGCCUCUCUGGUUGAGAUGAGGAUCCACGAGAACCGCAUCAAGAAAGUGGCAGCUGGAGCCUUCUCAGGGCUGGGCACCAUGAACUGCAUAGAAAUGGGAGCAAACCCCAUCCAUAACAGCGGUUUUGAGCCUGGAGCCUUCAAGGGAUUGAAACUAAAUUAUCUGCGUAUAUCAGAGGCCAAACUUACUGGGGUGCCAAAAGAUCUCCCAGACAGUCUCCAUGAGCUUCACCUGGACCACAACGAGAUCCAGGCUGUGGAACUGGAGGACCUGAGCCGCUACAAAAACCUGUACAGGUUGGGCCUUGGCUAUAACCAUAUCCGUAACAUAGAGAACGGCAGUCUGUCUUACCUCCCCAGAUUGAGAGAGCUACAUCUGGACAACAACCGCCUCACUCGUGUUCCCAAAGGCCUCCCAGAUAUGAAAUACCUACAGGUGGUGUACCUCCAUUCCAACAACAUCAACCAGGUGGGUGUGGAUGCCUUCUGCCCUCGAGGGUUUGGGAUGAAGAGGACAUUCUAUAACGGCAUUAGCCUGUUUGCUAACCCUGUCAACUACUGGGAGGUGCAGCCUGCCACGUUCCGCUGUGUCAGCGACCGGCUGGCCAUUCAGUUUGGCAACUACAAAAAGUAAAGAAAGGGGAUACUGAGAGGUGGAGAGAGUGAGGGGAAGAGGAUGGAGGAGGAGCAGCAGAUAAUUUAAAUAAUAAAAAACUUGAGAGAUAGAGGGAAAGGAUUGCAUAUUUGAGGUUAUUAUUAUAAUUAUUAUUAUUAUCAUUAUUGGAGAGAGGAUGGAGAUGAUGGGCAAUACAUUGAUUAAAUAGAAAGAGAAGUGAGAAAUACAAUCACAUAACUUGAAGGGAGUGGAAAGCAAAGCGCUUGCAGUACUUCACCUGAGUUUUCACAUUUUUCAAUUGAAGGUUUUGAAGGUUUUACCAUCUGAAAUGGAUGAGACUGUCUGAGAAGAGUGUUUUUCCCCAAGCCUAAACCGAUGAAAAAAUGAGUACUGAAAACCUGUGAAGCAUUUCAUUCCAUUUUUUUUACACAAUAGUGCUUAUUGUGAUAGAAGUCAUUUUUUGUUUUAUUAACACUUCAAGAUCAUGAUUAAAUAGAAAAGCAAUGCAUUAUAGAUUUUUUUUUAUAUAUAUACAUAGAAAAGGUGCUCUGUAUGACUUUCUGUGUGUGCUGAUCUGGGAGAUGCAUCACAUUUCACUGGUCCGAAGCCAUUUAGCCCUGAACUCUGUGAUUAAAUUAUACUGUAUUAAUAAACAACUAGUCACAGAUUUGGGGCUAUUUCCCACCAUUAACAGACACAAAAACAAUUGCUCAAAAAGUUUAAACUAUUAUUCAAGUUAACCAGUUCAAACUUUUCUGUAUAUAUCAUGGCAGUUGAUUGAUAAAACGGCAACAGGUAUUCAUCAUCAUCAUCAUCUUUUCUAAUUGAUCUGAGGGACCUGAACCACCAGCCUGCCUGUGUAAGGAGUCUAUUCUGUGCCUUGACUAAUAUUAUGCUGUCUGUAUGAUACUUUAAAACAGUAUUCCUUGAGGGGACACUGAGUCAUUUAGAGAAAACACACAUCCGCUUUGCUUUGAGACAAUGAGGGCAGUGUUUUUAUGUAGUGCUACAAACAAUACUAGUGUUGAUGCAUUGUUUUGCACAGUUUUUCUGUUAUGCUUUAUCUGCUUCAGGGUUAUUGGAGGCUUAGGCUGUUUAUGUUGGUAGACCUAUGUGGAACUACUCUAGCAAUAAGUAUUCUGUCCUGUCCCUGUUCUGUAAUCUGACAAGCCACUGCUGCAUGUGAAUAAAGACAUUUUUAGCCUGCUGCAUAAAGCCAGAGAACAACUGAUGCCCCUGGGUUGGAUGCUGUGUGAGAAAUAAAGAAGAAAUAUCACUUUGUGUAGAGGAA